Messenger RNA from Dermacentor andersoni, 2916 nucleotides. RefSeq lists its product as uncharacterized. Lineage: Eukaryota; Metazoa; Arthropoda; Arachnida; Ixodida; Ixodidae. Gene Ontology annotation, molecular function: serine-type endopeptidase activity. Gene Ontology annotation, biological process: proteolysis. The record is from RefSeq and is a predicted model, not a curated record.
ACGAGCACGCCGCCGUGACCACGAUGCGCGGAGGCGCCGGAGCAACCAUCAUCCUCCUGCUACUGCGACUCGCCGUCGCCCAAGGAUCGACCACCGAGCGGAGCAAGUACUUGCCUAUCGUGUUUCCGGAGGAAAAGCCGCCUUGUCCUGCUGGCCUCGUGUGCCGGGACAUCACGCUUUGCUCGUCGGCCAUCAACCAGGUGCGCAGCGGUGGCAGGCCCACCAUCUGCGGCUGGAACCGACAUGUGGCCAAGGUGUGCUGCCCGCAGGACUCCCGGGUCGGCACGGGUCGCCCUUACACGCCAGAGUUCAUUGCUUUCCGAAGGCCGUCGGAAUGCGGAAUUCUGGUCGUCCCCCAAGUCAACGCUUCUGCCACGACGAAGAUACCAAAAACGUCCACGCUGAAAUCGUCCACCAGUAGUAGCACCUCACGGUCUACAAGUUCGAGUUCGACGCGGUUUCCUUCAACUCAGAAGAAAAGCUACGUUUACUCGACGGCGACAUCUCCUUCAAAGGCGAACGCGAGUGCGAGCCGGCGAGCAUCGGUGGCACCACCGCUCCGGGGCCACACACAGCCCACGCUGAGGCCCAGUGCAAACUUCGGGUACAACCUGAACCAGCGGAGCACGUCCGCCUACCUGACCACCACGCCCCCGUAUUCAGCGCGGGCAUCACCGCCGCAGCGGCAGGCCCCUGCGGCGGUGGCUCCAGCGUCGGUUCCGGCGCGGAGCCCGGCGCCCGCACCGGCGCCCGCACCGUCCGGCGGCGGCCACGUGCACUACAGCGUCUACCAAAGCAACCAGGUGGUGAGGAGCCACAACCAGUACGAGUACAGUGAGUUCCGAGGCUCCUCUGGCGACCGGAACCACAUCACCGGCGGUGGCAGCCACCACCAGUAUUGGGAACCGCCGCCUCAGAACCAGCGGGGCUACGCCGAUGGCGGCGGCCGCGCGUCCAACGACUGGUACAGUUACAACACGUUCUCCAAGAGGCAGGCCCGCGCCAUCCGCGACUGGGGCAAAGGGUCGCGCGGCCACGGCUUCGGCAACGACGUCCUCCUCCAGAAAGGCUUCUCGAGAGAGGACAAGAAGCGGCGCAACGACUGGGCGCCCAAGAAGAAGGUGGGUGCUGGCAGAGCGAGGCCGCCGGGAACAACGCACCGUCCGCGGCGCACCAAGCGGACGGGAAAAGUGGAUGCCCGCGUGCCAGACCCGGACCUCAUCAAGGCCAUUGCACCGGCGGUCAGCCUCGUGGUGGGAGGCCAGGCGGAUUACAACACCUGGCCCUGGAUGGCUGCCAUACUAAUGGGCAGCGAGCUGAAGUUCCUCUGUGGGGGAUUUCUGAUCAACGAUCGAUACGUUCUGUCGGCUGCGCACUGCUUCGAAAGGCACAGGCCGUCGCAGAAGUACGGCGUUCGCCUGGGACAGAUUCGCGUGGACGAGGGCCGCGUGUACAACGUGGAGAGGUUCGUGCAGCACGAGGACUACGUGCGCCGCGAGUACUACAACGACAUCGCGCUGCUGCGUCUCACCGAGUCCGUCCCGCUGGCGCUCAUCAAGCCCGUCUGCCUGCCCGGCCCGGACCUCGCAAACUCGGACCUGGUCGGCAAGGAGGCCACCGUCCUCGGAUGGGGAGACACCAUGUUCGGUGGUCCUCGCAGCGACAUUCUGCAGGAGGUGAACGGCCUGCCCGUUGUUCCCGUGAAGCAAUGCAAUGAGUCCUACUCAAAGCUCCGGGGCAACCCAUUCCGCCGGGGCAUCACGUCCGAGUUCAUCUGCGCCGGCCUCCCUCAGGGCGGCAAGGACGCCUGCCAGGGCGACUCUGGCGGACCGCUCAUGCUGGACCACGAGGGACGCUGGACGGCGGUGGGAAUCGUGUCUUUCGGCUAUCGCUGCGGGGUGGCUGGCUACCCCGGCGUGUACACACGUGUCUCGAGGCACCUGCAGUGGAUAGAUAACAACAUAUACAUGGACUCCAUCGGCUACAACACAAUUGUGUGAGCCGUGAGAGCCGACGCGACCAUCGCAGUGUACUGAGAGAGAGAGAGAGAGAGAGAAAGUGCCUGGACGCGUUAUCGGCGCGGACUAUUCAUGGUGCCUCCAAGCCUGCCGCUCCAAGACGACCGUGCGAGAGGGGACGGGACGAUCGUAUUGAGGGAAGUCAAAUCCAUCGACUGAGGCGAUUCUCUGCUCCGGAGCACCGGAUCCGACGACAUUUUUUUGGCGCGAGCGAGAGACAGUGUCGUUCAACCCUUGCUGUGCUAAUGCCUUCCAAACUUGCACAGACAAAGCAGAGCUUAGCCGAGGAGUCUUGCUAUGUACGGCCUCGCAAGAAAAGUCUGUGAGCAGGUGCUAAAGUUACCGUUAGUGUUUAUGCGCCUGAAGACGGAAUGUCAUCAUCGAAGCAGGUGUCAUCCAAUGAAUUCUUUGCUGCUUUGGACACAAAGCAAUGCUCGCUAGGCGCCCCACUUCUUGACAUCGUGCGCUGGUGAUUUCUUUUCAAUCACUGCCUUUGUUUUAUGUAUGCGUGGUUAUGUGCAUGACCGGACAGGCAUGCACGUCAUUUGAAAUUUUCGGGCACCACCACCGGACACUGCCGUACAGCACAAGUAUAUGGCUGUGCCAUCCUUGUGCGAACGAGUGCGUGAGCGUGUGCGUGCUCGUGGAUGAGUGAAAGUGUGGACAAAGAGUGGAAUGACUGCCAGAAACUACAACUUUGGUGUUUUUAUAGUUUUUUUUCUUAAAUGUAGUGCAUUGUGCCCAAGGUAUUCACCUACGUAAAACCGAUCGAUGGCGAUAACCGCGGUGCUGGACCUCACGGUAUAUCGCGAAGUGUCUUUCUUAAUACUCGGUAUUUCUUUGCACUGUAACCUGAAGGAAAUAAAAUCUGAAAACAUUGACACCGUAAAAACAUUUG